AGGCCCGGCAGCGGCUGCUCCAGCACCGACACGGCCAGCGAGCACUCGGCCGACGAGGGGCGCGACCCGGGGACCCCCGGCGCCCCCGGGCCCCCCGGGCCGGCCGAGGCCGCGUUCCGGCGCCUGCGGUGCCAGCGGGUCCUGGCGCGGCGUGACGGCGUCUUCCGGCCGGCCGUGGUGAAGCAGCUGCGGCGCGGCCUCGACCUGGGCGUGCAGUUCGCCGGCGACCGCGGCAUCACCUUCCUGGAGGGGGGCCUGCUGGGCGACCCCCCGGCCGUGGUGCUGGACGCACCCCCGGCGGGCGCGCUGGGCGUGGGCACGGCCGUGUGCGCCCGCCUGGACCCGCAGGAGACGCUGUACCGGCCGGGCACGGUGGUGGAGGUGAGCGCCAAGCCCCCCUCGUACCGCGUGCGCUCGCGCCCGCCCCGCGCCCCCGUCUGGGUGCCCCGCUCGGGCUGCGCCUGCUGCGGCCCCUGGCCCCCACGGCGGGGCGCGCCGCCGCCCCGGCGCGCCCGCGAGCCCCCGGCGACGACGAGGACGAGGACACGCCGGGCCCGGCCGGGCGGCCCGCCGGGACCCCAGCCCAAGUACAAGAAGGGGGACGUGGUGUGCACCCCCAACGGCAUCCGCAAGAAGUUCAACGGGAAGCAGUGGCGCCGGCUCUGCUCGCGCGACGGCUGCACCAAGGAGUCCCAGCGCCGCGGCUUCUGCUCCCGCCACCUCUCCAUGCGCACCAAGGAGCUCGAGGGGCUGCCCGAGGGCAGGGGGGGCCCCCCGGGCCCGGCGCCCCCGGGGGGGCCGCGCGGGGGCAGCGCCGACUUCGAGUGGGACGAGACGUCGCGGGAGAGCGACGGCGACGGGAGGGGCCCCCCGCCCCGCCUGGGGGGUCCGCACGGGCCCCCCAACCCCAACCCGGACCUGUCGCGCUUCGAGUUCGACGAGUGCGAGGCCGCCGUGAUGCUGGUGUCGCUGGGCAGCUCCCGCUCGGGCACGCCCAGCUUCUCGCCCGCCUCCACCCAGUCGCCCUUCUCGCCCGCGCCGUCGCCGUCCCCCUCGCCCCUCUUCGGCUUCCGCCCCGCCAACUUCAGCCCCGUCACGGCCUCGCCCCGCGCCCGCGGCCGCCACCUCAGCGCCGGCACCCCCCGGCCCGGCGAGGGGCUCAGCCCCCCGCCCCCCGCCGCCCCGCCGCCUCGCCGCGCCCCGCCCCUCGGGCGCAAGGCGGAGCCGCCCCCGCCGGAGCCGCCCGAGCCCCCCGGGGGCGGGGGGGGCGCGUUCGGCGCUGUCCCCGCUCUCGCCCGCUCCCGCGGGCUCACGGCCGACCCCGGCCCGGGGGCGCGGCGCGUGCCGGCGGUGCCGAGGGGCUCCCCGGUCAUCGUGCGCAACCCCGAGGUGCCCCUGCCCGAGCCCCCCCCGCGGCCCCGCCCGCUGCCCCCAGAAAGCCGCCCUGGCCGCCCCGUGCCCAUCAACGCCGGCCGGCUGCGCCGCCCCGCCCGCCUCCGCGCCCCCGCCGCGCCCCGCGCCCCGACAGGGCCCCCACCACCCGGACCCGCCCUUCGAGGGCCCCUGCACCUCGUGGCCUUUCACUCCCCCGCCGCCCUCCUGCCCCUCCUCGUGCCCGGAGACUACGGGACCCCCCCGGCCCCCCGCAAGGAGAUCGUCAUGGGCCGCCCCGGCACAGUGUGGACCAACGUGGAGCCGCGCUGUGUGGACCAACGUGAGCCGCCCGGUGCCCGUGUUCCCUGGCACUCCCUGGUGCCCUUCCUGGCCCCGAGCCAGCCCGACCCCCGCAGCCCCCCGCCGGCCUGCAGCCCGUCAGCCACCCCUCGGCCAAUCCAGAGCAAAGAGCCCCCCGAGUCGGCCGCGGUGGCCCCUGAGCCGGGGGGGGCGGGGCAGGAGCCCGGACGCUGCGGGGGGGCCACGCGGCCCCCCAGCCCCCCUGCGGCCCCCGGCCCCGCCCCCGCGGCCACGGCCCCGCCCACCGAGGAGGAGCCUCCCGGGGGGGGGAACCGCCCUGACAGCGAGACCGAGAGCGACCACGAUGACGCGUUCCUGUCAUCGUUGGUGGCCCCGGAGCUGCCGCUGCCGUUGGUGCCCGGCAAGCGCCGGACGCAGUCGCUGAGCGCCCUGCCCAAGGACGGGGACAAGGAGGGCAGGAGCCCCAGCAAGCGGGAGAAGGACCACAUCCGGCGGCCCAUGAACGCCUUCAUGAUCUUCAGCAAGAGGCACCGGGCGCUGGUGCACCAGAGACACCCCAACCAGGACAACCGCACCGUCAGCAAGAUCCUGGGCGAGUGGUGGUACGCGCUGGGGCCCCGGGAGAAGCAGCAGUACCACGACCUGGCCUUCCAGGUGAAGGAGGCUCACUUCAAGGCCCACCCGGACUGGAAAUGGUGCAACAAGGACCGCAAAAAGUCCAGCUCUGAUGGGGAGGGGCCCAGGGGGCCGGGGGCCCCAAAGAGCCCGGAGAGCGCAGCGCGUCCGAGAGCGGCCCCCCCGUCACCACCACAGGUGUGGCGCCGCCGAGCCCCCGACUCCAAGGGGUCCCGGGAGUCCCGGGGAGCAGCCCCGCCCAUGGCGGAGAGGGCAGCCCAGCCCCCGCCCCGCCCCGCCUUCUCCCACAGCGGAGUGGGGCGGAGACUCAGGGACCCCCUGCACGAGCUCAGCCAGCUGUGCGCAGGGCCCGCCCCGUUCGGGGGUCCCAAAGGGGGUCCCUCACGGCCCCCCGCUCGGGGGUCAGGGGCGGAGUGGGGUCCCCCAGGCCGGGCAGGGGCCGCCCGCCCCUCUCCCCGCGCCCCCCGCGGGCCCGCAGAGCGAGGAGGGGCGAGCGACGGGGAGCGCAUGGUCAUCUGCGAGGAGGAGGGUGAUGAUGACGUCAUCAAUGACAGGUUCCCCCCGCCCCUCCCCGACAUCGACCUCAAGUGCAAGGAGCGAGUGAGCGACUCCGACUCCGACGCCUCCGACCAGGGGACAAGAUCAUCCAGCUCAGCCCGGUGCCGCUCGUGCCCCGGCAGCCCCAGGGGUCCGAGGGCUCCGCCCCUCCCCAAGGUGCUGCUGCCCUCGGCCCGGAUCACCUACGUCCACCCGCCCCUCCCCGCCGCCGCCGCCCCCGCGCCCCCCGCCUACGUCAGCCCCUCCCCGCUCGAAACCCCCGUGCUGGAAACCCCCGUGCUCGAAACCCCGUGCUCGGCUUCACCGCCCUCGGCCCGGGGGCCCUCGUGCAGCCCCUGCUGCCCGGUGAGUGGGGAUGGGGGAUUUGAGAGAGGCCAGGGGUCCCUGCUGGCCCCCGCCCCCGUGGGGUGUCUGCGCUGCCCCCAAGCGCCCCCAGCUCGGAGGUCCCGUCCUGGCCGCCAUUUGCCCGGGGGCCCCGGCCCGCCCCCGCCCGGAUUGGUCUACAGCGUGGCUGGCUCCGCCCCCCCGGCCACGCCCAUCCUGCCCAAGGGGGGCCCCGCCCCCACCCCGGGGGGCUCAGCGCCGCCCCUCCCCACCCCCACCGGCGACUGGGACGCCGCCCCCGCCGCCCCUCCCCCGCCGACCCCCUCCCCCACGGACACGAGGCCUGGAGCCAACGGGACGCCGGCGCUGGGCCCCGCCCCGAGGCCCCUCCCCGCUGGCCCCUCCUCCUCCUCGGCUCCGUCGCCCCACGCCCCUCCGAGAGGCCCCCGCCGCCUCCCCACCCGCCUCCUCCCACGCCAGGGCGAGCCAGAAGGCGAGUUCGACCCCCCUCUGAAAAAAACCUUCGACUCCGUCGACAAGGUGCUGUCGGAGGUGGAUUUCGAGGAGCGCUUCGCGGAGCUGCCCGAGUUCCGGCCCGAGGAGGUUCUCCCCUCCCCCACCCUGCAGGCCUUGGCCACCUCCCCCCGGACCAUCCUGGGCAGCUACCGCAAGAAACGCAAGAACUCCACAGAGCUGGAGCCGGGGGGGGAGGACCCCUCGUCCCCCAAGCGGAAGCUUCGACGCCGCUCGAGCUGCGGCUCCGACCCCACCACCCCCAAGAGCGCCAAGUGCGAGGGGGACAUCUUCACCUUCGACAGGACGGGGGGGGAGGGCGAGGACGUGCUGGGGGAGCUCGAGUACGACAAAGUCCCCUUCUCGUCCCUGAGACGGACCCUGGACCAGCGCAGGGCCCUCGUCAUGCAGCUCUUCCAGGAGCACGGCUUCUUCCCCUCGGCCCAGGCCACGGCCGCGUUCCAGUCGCGUUUCUCGGACAUUUUCCCCACCAAGCUGUGUCUGCAGCUCAAGAUCCGCGAGGUUCGCCAGAAGAUCAUGCAGGCGGCCACGCCCACCGACCCCGCCCCGCCCACCGACCCCGCAGACCCCGCCCCCUCCUCCGCCGACGGUGCCGCCCCCUCCUCUGCCGGCCCCGCCCCCUCCUCCUCCUCUGCUGCGGCCCCGCCCCCUGCUGACCCCGCCCCCUCCUCCUCUGAGGCCACGCCCCCAGAGCCUCCCGGGGGCGGGGCCAGCGUGCGCUGAGCCCAUUCCAGGCCACGCCCCUUCUCUUUGGGGGGUGUUUGUGGGAGGG
Messenger RNA from Myiozetetes cayanensis, 4519 nucleotides. Its product is annotated as protein capicua homolog. The record is from RefSeq and is a predicted model, not a curated record. Gene Ontology annotation, cellular component: nucleus. NCBI's taxonomy places the organism in Eukaryota, Metazoa, Chordata, Aves, Passeriformes, Tyrannidae. Gene Ontology annotation, molecular function: DNA-binding transcription factor activity, RNA polymerase II-specific; RNA polymerase II transcription regulatory region sequence-specific DNA binding. Gene Ontology annotation, biological process: regulation of transcription by RNA polymerase II.